Klebsormidium nitens is the source of this 396-nucleotide messenger RNA. NCBI's taxonomy places the organism in Eukaryota, Viridiplantae, Streptophyta, Klebsormidiophyceae, Klebsormidiales, Klebsormidiaceae. The record is from the annotation of a GenBank genome assembly.
AUGACUGUUAAGAACAAUGCUGUAGAAGUAGUUAAGACCGUGGGCUUGUUUUUGGCAGCGGGAGUGUGUGAGAUCGGAGGCGGCUGGCUCGUCUGGAAGUGGAGGAAAGACGGGUGGCAUUGGGGCUACGGAAUACUCGGCAGCCUGAUUCUCGUUGCAUACGGCAUCAUCCCCACUCUCCAGGACAACGACUUUGGGCGCAUUUACGCCGUGUACGGCGGCUUCUUCAUCGUGCUCUCGUUCCUCUGGGGCUGGGCGUUUGAUGGGAAUAGGCCCGACAAGUGGGACCUGAUUGGCUCCGCGAUAGCGCUCACUGGAGUCUGCUUUAUCAUGUUCAUGCCUCGCAAGAGCGCUGACCCGCCCCCUGUGAUUGCACCGGAACCAAGUCCCCUUUAG